UGGAAGGAAAUAUCGAUUUUUCACUGCCAGCCUUCAUUUUGGAACCUGCGAAUCGCAUACUCUAGCGGGCGUUACGGUAGGGACGCCCUCGUCAGAAAAAUUGCAUUUUUCCUUUAGUCCCCUGAGUGGUGUUGAUUGUUGGUUAGUGAUUGUUAAGGAUAAAGGACAGCCACGCCACACACACGAUGGAGUUGUACGAUUCGGCCCGCUACGGAUCGGUGUUUAACAGCAUCUUCCUGUCGACGGAAUCGUCCGACGCCAGCGAUACGGCGCCAGGAGCUGCAGGAUCGAAAAAGGACACGAAAGCGAAGCUGCUGCUGGAACCGAAUCUGGACCGGUAUGAAAUCGCCUCGAACGCGUCCCGUUUUGCCGUGUACCAUGCGGUGCGGUCCAUUGUGCUGGAACGGGAAACGACGGCACGGGGCACGAUUUCCUCCAUGCGGAUAAUCGAUACGGCACUGGACGAACCGAAAUCCAUCGGCAGCGGGCAGUCGGCUGGUGCGACGCAACGGGUGCCGCAGAUUGUGCUUGCCGGGCUGGACAGUCUGUACGGUAUAAUAGCCGAAACGCGCCAGAGCCAACCGAGAAUAGCGACCAAAGCGCUUCGUUCGCUGUACGACAUACUGCAGGGGCAAGAUCCGGAAGGAAUGCGGCACGAACCGGACGCUGUGUUCGGCCCUCUGUUCGACUUACUGCUGGAACUGUCCACCAUCAACAGUGCUCCGAGUGCUGCCAACGGUGCCUGGUCAUCGCUUGCCUGCUCGACACUGCUGUCCCUCGCCAUAGCGAAAGGCGAUACGGGCCGCAUCGUACGUUCGGUGGCCGCCAUAUUGAUGAAUUCGGUGUACGGUUCCACGAACACUAGCACCACCGCCGGUGGCUCUGUACAGAUGCCGCAAAGUGUCGCAAAGCUGCAACGUACCAUAUUCUCCAUGGCAACGGGGCGUGCUACGAUUGCGGACUACUUUCGCUGCGGUGUACCACGCGGCAGUUUGAUUGGCGAGUUUCGACUGCCACUCGAGUCGUCUGCGGUGCAUUCGGUUGCGUCCGAUGGGAAGUAUCUGUACAUAGUGACGGCGAAAGGUUUGCUGAAAAUUGGGUCCGGGUUUAAUGGUACGCAGGAAGGGCUCAUAUACGGUGCGGUUACCGUAACGAACGCGAAAAACGAGGUGCCUGGAUGGAUCGGUUAUUCUGGGGAGGAUUAGAAAGUGGAAACGAGAGGUUACGGUACUUACGAACACCCUUCCCACUUUCAGGGCAAGUUGUAUUAUGGCCGCAUCAACAAGAUGGCGGUCAACAAUGGUUGGACGUUUCAGCUGUACGAUCCAACAACACUAACCGCCUUAGGAACCGUACAGACGGCACCGAUACCCGCCUUUCAGCGUCGCUAUGGGCAGCUCUUCUCCGACGGUGACGCCAUAUGCUGGCUUGGUGCCGUGUCGGACUCCAUCCGCGAUUCGACCGAUAUGGACGAUCAGGAAGAAGAUAUCCUUGUGGUGAAGCAACUCUAUCCUCCCGCGCCCAGUUCAAGCACUACGACCGGUCCCUCUACACAGAAUGAUCCUCGGCCGGAGCUGCGCCUAAAGUUGGCUAAAAACCGAUACCACACGUACGGUUGGGCAGCGUUUGAGGAAGAUCUCGUUGAUAGCGGGAGUUAUCCGCAACCGCCGGCAGGAUUAGCGCCACCGGUGCUGGACAGUAACCCGACCGGUGCGGGAAUACAAUCGAUUUCCUGCGGUAAAGAGUUUGGCCUGGUGUUGGUUGACGAUGGGAAAGUGUUGUACUGGGGUCGUGGUACUGCAUUGGGCCUCAAAUCAUCCGCCAAUGUGGCCGGAGCUAUAGGAUGUGUGAUGGGCGCCCCGAAAGCUACCGUUUCGAUGAAGCUGAAUGAGCUGACGGCACUGCCGAAGGGAAUCAGCUGCUUCCGGCAGGUUGCUGUGGGUCAUGAAGCAAACCACGGACUACUGCUGACCGCUGACGGGACGGUGUACUUUACCGGUACGGCGAAGCGUGGCGAGGAUGGUGAGCUGGCCAAGACGAACCGCCGGCAGCCGAAAGCUAUCAAACCGAAGCGGUUGAACAAGCUGGACGGACAAACGAUCACGUUCGUUGCCUGUAAUAACGGUACUUCGGCAUUCGUGACGAAGGAUGGCAAACUCAUCAUGUACGGCAAGGACACCAACUACUGCGAACCGAACGGCGUUGUUGGCGGAUUGACCGAUGUCGUUAUACGGAAGGUUGCCCUCGGGAAGGCACAUUGCGUAGCGGUUGAUGCACUGGGACAGCUGUACACCUUCGGGCUCAACAAUAAGGGACAAUGUGGUCGAAAAUUUCAACGUGAGCGAAAUGUGGAUGAAUUGAUGACCACCAAUACAAACAAUCAGUCAACCCCGGGAACGUUACCGAACGGCGGCACUACAACGAAUCAGCCGAACGGGUUGAGCACAACUAGCGCUACAUGUAACGCUUGUCACUCCACACCAUCCUCCGUAGCUAGCGCUGAACCACCGGCAGCUGCGAGUGCAAAGUGCGGCUGCGGAUGUGGAUGCUGCUGUCACUGCGGUAACUCCGGUGCCGGCGGUACUGCAAACCCAAUCUCUUCCACCGAUCCGGAUACACCUCGCAUCGUUCCGGUUCCACCACAGCGCGUAGAUUUACCACACUCCGGCAACGAUCCUAGACGACCGCCGAUCGUAACACAGAUUGCCUGUGGCCAGCAUCACUCGUUGGUGCUUACCGCUGCUGGUGAAGUGUACAGUUUCGGCAGCAACCAGUACGGCCAGCUAGGCACCGGGGAUCUUCAGGCACCACCCGGCGGACGGCCCCAUUUGGUGCGGUUUCCGAACGGUGCCGGGACGGUAGUGUCCGUUGCUGCUGGCAGUAACCAUUCGGUGGUGCUCACUAGCCGUGGCGCUGUCUACACGUUCGGUAACUAUCACAAAGGGCAGCUCGGUCGUGAGGCUCCGGGUGGCGGCAGGUUGGAAAGUGUGAGCGAUGGAAACUUCUUCUGGCACUGUGCGCCGGUUGCGAUCGAUUCGUUCGGGCCGGGAACGGGUCGACGGGCGUCGUUUAUCGCGGCCAGCGGUGAUCAGACGUACAUCAAGGUGGAGGAAUCGCUUAUCAAUGGGGCAGCGUUGGCGAAGUACAGCGUAACGGCGGAUCGAUCGACAAUUUUGCUCAUCCCCAACAACCAGUCCCAUUUGGCUGGCUCAAUAACGAUCGAUCGUCGCACCGGACACUGUCGUGCGCACCGCAUUAACCAGUUCGAUGCACGCGUCGAGCUAACCGGUUCCAGCAUGACCGUGAAAGACGCAUAUCGCCGAAAUCGUUGGCAUUUUUCAUUCACACUUGAUCCGUUGUUUAAUGUGCUGUGGGGUUACGAUGCCAUCCGGAAGCGCAUGCUGAUCUUCAACCCGAUCGCAUCGGAACUGUGCCGUCGCAAGCCGAAGCGUAAACAUCCACCACCGAACCAGCGUAGUACUGGCCACGAACCGGCCCAACCGUACCAAACGGACGGUGACAAGAGUGAUCAAGCUCGUUACGGAACGCACGAGACACUUUCGGUGUUGAGCCCCGAAAUAGCUCUGCCACAGCGAUGGAGCGGUUGUGAAGUGCCUCGGUUUCAGCUUGCGCUCAAUUUGCUGGCCUGUUUGGAUGUGCUGACUGAAGCUACGGAGCGGCUAGGGGCAACCGGUCAGUGGCCCCCGUUCGAGCCGACGCUAGAUGGAUCAGCUACCGGUGCUGGUGGGUCCUCAUCAUCGCCACUGGACGGGAAUGUGAAUGUGAAUGCAUCGGAUUGGUUUACGGGAUCCAGAAAUGGUGGAGCGGCUGCGUUUGGCAGCGGAAGCGGUCGACAGGUGAAGCUUUGCGAUCUUGCUCCCGAAGACGAUCCGCAGGAGGAAGAUCUUCCCGAACAUCGGUCGGUACUGCUAACGCCCACCUUCGGGUCGGGCAGUAUCGACGAGGAGGUACCGGUAAUCCCCAUGCUGAAUCGUUGGAACAUUGGCAACGCGGAAGCAGCAAGCAAUGGCUUUGCGGUCCCGAACCUUGCCAGCGAGAGCAGAUUUCCGUUCCGUACUGGACGUGCUAAGGGACCAACGAACGGAGUCGCUACGGCCAAUGUACAGUAUCGACGAAAGAAGGCAGGUGCCGGAGGUUCCAGUGGAGUUAGUGGCACUGGUGGUGGUAAUAGCCACACGCUUAGCAGCUCCUGCACGGAAGACAGUGCGGUGACGCUGUGUCCCAUCUCACGUCGCUUUGCGACGGGUGUUAAUCGUGAAACGUUCGAAUCGCUAACCGCGUUGCUAAGCUGGGCGUGGAAUGCGUUCCGUAACCUUUCCGGCGAGCAAAAGAAGGGUUCCGGCGGUGGAAUGAAAACGUUCACUACCAAUCCGAUGACUACGAACAAUGCUGGACUGAUCGGGGAAGCAAAGCUCAUCGUUCGACUGUCGUUCAUCUGUCGAGUGUGUCUCCGUUUGUUGCGUCGCUACUUGAACGCCAUUUACCAUCCAACUGGAUCUCGCUCGAACGAGGACGAUGCUGAUGCGAACAUCGACGAUCAAUUGCGAUCAGAUUUUGUAAAUCCCUUCGGUACGCCCCAUCAAGCUACCUGCUCACCGAUGUCCUCGUCCACGGUUCAUCCGAUGGCAGCUUCGAUGUCCGGGAAUCAUCAGUCAUUGGCGAUGGCGGUGGUUGAAAUUCGUACGCUUCUGAUCGACAUCUUGGCCGACCGCGUUACACUCCCCGUAAUGGAACGUACCAUGAGACGGCGAGUAUGCAAAGCCAAGCGCGAAGUGCUGGCCGAAUGUCACCGUACCUUCGUGCGGUGUUUUGACAUAUUUUACCCAACGCCACAGUUGAAAUGGGAAGUCCUGUGCAGGCGGCUGCUCCUGCUGCGUGAAGCAGACCCUGGCGGGAUUCAUGUCGGGGUAAAACCGCACGUAGACCGUUACCGCUACAGUUACGGUUCGUCAAAUAGUGGUAGUACCGAACGAUGCUCGGGGGGUCGUCUACUGCUGAGCGCAAUCCUUGCCGGGCUCUGUCAACCUUCCGUUAAUCUGCGUGUUACAUUCUCGAUACUGAUGGCCCCGGCACAAUCGGCACCGGGUGCAGCAGCGUCAUCCAGCUCCAGCCGUCCGCAGUCGACCAGCUCGGGAGCGCUAAUGAUUUCCCGGAACCGUGACCUUCUGGCUAGUUUGAUCGAACAGAUGACAAGUACGGUGGGUGCGUCAAAUGCGGCAGAUACUGUGGGACAAUCCGGUGGUAUUUCGCAUCUGCCCGACUGGCACUUCCGGGAUGUGCUGGAAUUGUUGCUGGAGCUCGUUGCGGAUCCGGUGCGCAGAAAGCUCGAUCGAAUCGGUCGUCAUCGUCGGCGGGGUAGUAGUAGCAGUGGCAGUAGCAACAGCAACACCAGCAGUGCAAGUAGCUGCCGCAGUAGCGAAGGUGUCGACUACGACUACGAGCUCGACGAUGAUGAGGCGACGGAUUUGGCAGACGGUGGUGGUGAGCCUUUCGCACGGGAUGAUUACGAUAGUGAGCACGUGGCAGACGGAGGCAAAGGAUGGCCUCGCAACGAGUAUCUCGCCGAAGGUGACAGCGAUGGAGAGGAUGAUGAUAGCGAGCAGGACGAGUGUCAGGAUGACGAUCAAAAUCAGGAGCGACUGCUGAUCCGUAACGGUUGCCGUCUGCUGGCGAAGCUACUGUCGGAAAUCAUUCACCAUGGAUGUGAUCCGGUGGAUCGCGAGCGGGGUGAUCGUGGCGAUUCGGAGGAAGCGGCUCAACAACCCGCAACGGAUCUGAUGGUACCACCGCUAGCACCGAUGGGUGGUAGCAAUCGGCUUUUCAGUACGGGCAGUCGGUUCGGUAAGGUGGAUCUGGGCAAGACUUGGAAUACGGGCAACUUUGGACCGGACGCGAUUGCAUUUACCGUAGAUCGGUCGGGCAUUUCGAUUGUGGGCGCAUGUGUUUAUUCCGGUUCGGGAAGUUACGAGUAUCAGCUGGAACUGCUGUACGACAGUCAUCACUCUACCCAUUCCCAUACCUACUCCCAUUCGCACCGUUGGGAAGUGCUGGAAUCGAUCGUUGGAUCCUACGAUCAAACCGCCGUACGGCAGCAUAUGGCCGAGCUUCGCUUUAAUCGCGCCGUGCAGCUGAAGGAGAACCAUCGUUACGCUUUACGGCUGUGCAGCCAGGGUGCGCGAACUCUUUCCGGCGAUUGCGGACAAUCGUCGCUUCGUGGACCGUGCGGUACGGUAACGUUCCGUUUCUAUCCGUGCGAUUUAAGCUUCAACGGUACAACACCCGCUCGCGGGCAGAUACCGGCCAUCCUGUACUACUGCACACCGGCAGGAGGCACCUCAGGAUUUCCGCAUGGUGGGAUGAACGUUGGCAGUGGCCGAGAGUUGGGCAACUGUCGAACGCAGGCACGUGAUCUUGCGCUGGAAGUAGCCCGCGCAAUCGUUGGUCGCUGUAGGGAGCUGCUAACCGUCGCUCACGAGCUAGCACUGUGGACAUCCGCUUCGCCGGGAAUGCGUGCACCAUCUUCGUCGGAAACGUCCUCAACGCCUUCGUCAUCUGCCUCGUCCGGGGUGGUUGGUAUCGGGGGCGCUAGUGGUGUGAUUGGAGGUGGUGCUGCCGGUGGCGUGGUUGGUGGAGGUGUUGCCAUCGACUCGGAACACAACAUAACACCGAUCGAGGAACACCUAGACGUGGGCUCGACAGGUUUGGUCGGUGUGAUCUCCUCAAAUGCAGCUGCUACCACGAUUGAGCGUACGCGUCGAACGAUCGGCAAGGUGCUCCCGAAAGGACUGCUGGAAACGCUGCGUGGAAACAGUGGUAGCGCCGGAGCAGGCAUUUCGGCCGGAACUCCUUACGAUCCUUACGAAAUCGAUUCCGCGUCAGAGGCGACGGUGGGUGGAGUUGUUAGUGGUGGUGCCGGUAUCGGAAGUGCGGGAAGCGGUGGCGCCGAAAGUGGAAGUGGCGGUGGAAUGUCGGCAGCCAACGGUAAUGAAAUGGAGUUGCCGGCUGGUGGUGGUGGUGGUGCUGCAAUGGUGCUAGCGGUCCCGAUUCGCAAGCGAACCGUUUGGGAUCUGUUCCGAUCGCGUGCAACUCGAUCCCCGUCGGUCGUGAACUGUCUGUUCCGCUAUCUGCUACCACUAACGCUCGCCCAGCUCGAACGCUGCAUUCGAAUGGAUUUGAAGGUUUCGGUCGAGGUACUGUCGAUGGUGCAGGAGAUUCUUCCACCAAUCACAGCGCUGAACGAAUUGCGACGUCAACGACACGUCGGGAAGUGCUUCACGCAUAUGUCCAACAGUGGUGCGCAUGGUGGAACGACGAUCACCUCCUCCGCAACCAGUAUGAACACGACCAGUCCACACUACUGCAUCUUGGAGAGUGAUCAUCCGUACAAAACGGCAGGUCUUACCGCGUACCGCGUACGGUUUCCGGCAACGGUGCGUUGGAUGUGUCUCACCUUCGAUGCUCAGAGUGGUACGGUGCAGGAAGAAGAUCGGGUGAAGGUUAAGAUUCCGAACCGGCGCGGUGGAGAACGUGCCGGUAGCACGGGCAACGAGAAGGACUCUUUGGAUGAUUGGUGCACGGUACGAAUGUAUAACACUCCUUCGCGUUGGGCUUACGGUGGUCCGGGCCGGGCGAUGGUUCUGCCAGGCCGGGAGGUUGAACUAUCGCUCGAAUCCUGCUCGACGUACGUCAACGAACCGAAACAGCAGUCGUACGGGUUCAAGUGUUUAGUGAUUGGAUAUGAGAAUGCAGAUCAAGUACCUGCAGGCGAGCACGUGGAUGCGCACCAAGCCAUGGUGGAUGGUGGCGGUGGAACUGCUGGAGGAACUCUGAUCGCUCUGGAGCAUGAGCUGGCACACCUCGGUGGACGUUGUGCUCGUAAUCUUUUGCGCAAGGAGUUACGCUUCGAUGACGAUCCAGACGAUCGAUUGACGGAACCGGAGGCGGCCACACUGGAGCGCUAUGGCAAUACGCUGCUUGCGAAGGGCUUGAUGGUACCGGAUGCCAUGCUGACUAUACGCAAUGCUCUCGACUGUCAUCUGCCCGUGCUGGAAAAGAAUUAUGAAAAACAGUUCCUGCGUGACUUCAUCUACGUUGCGGCCGGAUCACCUGGUGCACGUUUGGCCGCCUGGUUGCAGCCCGAAUCCCGGCUAGAUCCAAGCCGGUGUGAAAUUAAGAUCAUCUCGCCCCAAACGCCACCCCUGCGAGCCGGCUGGCCAUCACACUUCCGGCUGGAAACGCGUGACCAGUACGGCGAAGAAAUAUUUGUCCCCGGCAUAAAGAUCGAAGUAAAAGCAUCCCUGCGCCGUGACACAUCAGUUAACGCAAUCACGCCAAAAGUGUCGCCCGGUACACCGACCACCACCCCACCGUCCGUGCCGUACGAGCCAACGUACAAAGAGAAGGAGAAGAGCUGCCUGCAGGCAAUCAGCGCCAUGCGCCCGUAUCACGGCUACUCGUUCGAAGAGUUGCGCCUGUACGCGGCAAACAUGAGCAGUGCCAGCAUCACGACGGCCGCCACCACGGAAAUCUUAACGGCCAAUGAUUUGGGUAAAAAUAAGUACGGCUUCGUCUGGACGCCGAUGGUGGCGGGCGCGUACGAGCUGACGCUACAGAUCGACGGUGUGCCGGUGGUGGUGGAGGAUGAGGAAGAAAUUUACCGACUGGAAGUGAUCGACGCGGGCGGUGCUGGAGCUGGUGGUGGUGGUGGUGGCGGAGGUGCCGGAGGCACGUGUGCCGGCGGAAGUGGUGCAUCCGGUGGUUUGCCGAAGAUGCUUGGUUGCGAGAAGGGUAUGCCGGGCGGUGGUGGGCAAGGCCUGAAGAAGGUACACCCACCGACGAAGCUGCGUAAAUUCUUGGCCAAGAACUCGGCUGGAUUACGCGUGCGUUUGCAUCCGACGCUACAAUCGGAACAGAUCGGCGUGGUUAGACCGAAUGGGAUCGUGGCCUACGGAGAUGAGCUUGAGAACGACGACGGAGUUUGGGUGCGUCUGACUGCGGAAUCGAUUCGUGAGCACUGUCCUGCAUCUUGGUUCCCUGUCGAAGCGUGGUGCCUGCAGUACAACCAACAUUUGGGCAAAACCCUUCUCCAUCCCAUCGUGGACACUUGCUCAACGAAGGUGAUGCUGGAGCAUACAACUGCGAAAGAGGAACCAUCCGUUGCUGACACGGUUGAGGACAUCGAGGCGGACGAUUGUGAGGGAGAGGGCGAAGAGAACGAAAACACUAUAAACUAUGGCGAUUUCCGGAAGGCGGCAACCGCAGCUCUGUCCGAAGUUGUCGGCGGUGGAGCUAAGGCACUCCAAAAAUGGUUCCACCGGUCGGGGACUGAAGGUGGUUCGUUUGUGGAUGAAGCUGGUCAAACGAAAUCACCUCACCAUCCAUCCGCUAGUCCUACACAGCAGCUGCAGCAGCAGCAACAGCAGCAACAACAGACAAACGUCCAGCAGCAGCAAGAUCAGCAAUCCUUCCACCAGCAGCAUCUCCCAAAGCGUGCUCUUUCGCCCUCGGUAGCGGAAACACUGCGUGCCGUAUUUGCGGCAUUCCUGUGGCACGAGGGCUUGGUGCACGAUGCGAUGGCCUGCGCUUCGUUUCUUAAGUUUCAUCCAACCAUUUCGAAGACGGCUGGGAUCGGAAUCGGUGGCGCAGGACCUGUUGGGCAUGGCACUCAGUCAGGCGAGCUGCCCAUUCCGGCUGUGUUGACCCGCGAGCAGAAAGUGUUGCAACGCCACUCGGUGGAGUUUUCGAAUGCCACGCUGGACGCACUGGAACGCAGCGGUAAUCGUUGCAUUAUGAAUCGAAGGUAUCGCGCCAUCGGUGCUGGGUUCUAUAUCCUCGAUGGUGGUGGUGGUGGACCUUCGUCUACGAUCGUUUCGAAUACGGUUCCACCGGUUGCCUUGCGCUGUUUGGUACAUCUGUGGGAUCAGUUGGGUUCCAAUUUCGUGCAGCUUGUAGAAACAAACUCCAACGACAAGCGAAACGACGAUGGACACGGUGGGAAGGAGUGUGGCUCGCAGACAACAACGGCGUCGAGCACGGGGACCGUUGUCCCGCCGGCAGGUGGAGCACCGAUAUCGGCUAGCAAGAGUGGCUUAACUCUAGCAGCAACGGCCGGUGCGGGAACGACCACGACUACACCAGCACCUUCCAAUGGUGCUUCUGCUCCGGACGGUAGUUACUGCGAACUUUGCCGCACCGUCCUACACUCAAUUCCCGUGACGUAUCACAUGCGAUUAGCCCAUCCAGGCUGUGGACGUCCCGCAGGCGGACAAGGCUACAACUCCAACGGCGUGUACUGCGAAGGAUGGGCCGGAGACUGUGGAGAUGGUGGACAUGGUGUGUCCAGCUGGUAUCUACUGUGUGAAGCAUGCCGUAAGCGAUACGAAGGAACCACUCCCGUCCCGCUCGGUCCCGUCGGUCCUCAGACGGCACUGGCUGCAGCUGCGGAGCGAAGAAAUGAACCACCACGGUCGACACUGCCCUCGGAGCUGUUUGCAAUGAUGAAGGAAAAUGCUUUCUUCCUGCUGGAUCUUGCUCCGGUAGAAUCUUCGGCUUGUAGCGGCAGCACAGCGGGAAGUAGCGAAGCAUCCCUUACGGAGGUAACAGACGCAUCGGAAUGGCCCACUCCGCCAGAUCGACCCGCUUGCUUGGGAACGUUUGUGGACUCUGAAGCAGCCCAACAGACAGCAUCUCGUUUCCCCAACGAUGGUGGUGGCGGUGGUGGUGGCCCGGGAAGCUUUCUUCCUGUGACGGGUGGUAAGUUCCAUCGCAGUGUUUCGAUGGGACAGGGGGCAGGACCGUCGGUGGUACUACGUCGCCGACAGCGCCGUGAAGAUGAGCGUUCCGAUGCGAACCUCUUGAACCACCCAUCGGAGAAUCUGCGCCGAUUGGUUCCGUUGGACGUUGGUGUGCCGGUUGGCGGAGGUAUGGGGGAAGUGGGCAGCAACGGUGGCGGUACCCAGGUUGGGCUUCUUGGUCGACCGGCCAUGGUAUUCAUCUUGGAGCGACACAAUCUGGAACGGUUGCGUCGAUUGCUCAUACGCCAGUUGCGUCGAUCGCUCUGCCACCGAUACAGUCUGCAAGGAUUUAACUGGCUGCUGCGACAGCUCACGGAACCGAUCGGGCUUCACGACGUUAUGUGGUGGUUUGUGUCCGCGCUUACCACCAGUGAGGUGGAUGUCGAUCCGACCGAUGCCGAUUCUGAGCUCGGUUUGGAGCAUCCAGCCAUCAGUUGCGAAGGUCACCUGGGACGUGGGAUUUCUCGAGCCCUGCACGCCUACCUAUCGACCGUGUCCGAGCUGACGUUGCACUUUCCACUGGGAUCCCCGCUACAGCGGAUGGCAGUGCAGUGCUUCGGUUUGCGGUUUGUACCAUCCGAUCAUCAGUUCCUGCAUCGGGUGAAUGUUUUCGGCAAUAUAUCGCGAAUUCUCUCAAAAUCUGAGGAGGAGGAAGAAAGAGCCCUCGAGACACAGUCGGUGCGUGAUCAUCUGCUGGGCGUCACCGAUGAAGCUCCGAUCGAAAUUACGCUCUUUCAAGAUGUUACCGAUCUGUAUGAGCUCACCGUAUCGUCUCGCCCAGCACUCGCACAGGCACUGUUGGACAACUCGACCGAAACGUUCUGGGAAAGUGACGAGGAGGAUCGUGGCAAACCGAAGACGAUCGAGCUGAUUCCAAGCGUUCGAGCAGGAUCGUCGGCUCCCGGCUGUCAGCUAACGCUGAUUGCUGUUCACGUGGACAACAGUCGAGACGUUGCGUGCAAAGUAACAUCGCUACUGCUUUACGGCGGAUCACACUUGAACAGCGUCACAGGAACAGGAGAGCUAUCUUUGCUUCGUACGAUAGAGAUCGAUCCGGCGGCCUGUGCCUGGCAAACGGUUCCAAUCUCGUCGAGCGGAAAUUCCGGCGCUCCCGGAAGUGCUGCCAGUGGACACUACCGUCUAGAAAUUCGAGGUCCCGACGCAACGCUACGCAUUCGGCAGGUGAAGCUUUACGGAACGCGAUCGGGAAAUCCAGCAGCUUCAGCGGUUUCAUCUGCUGUACCUUCGCUUCCAACACCACGCCAGGUCCAAUCACGCCUGUGUGAACAGGAAACACUUCGCGUAUUUCGCCUACUAACUGGACAAGUGUUUGGCAAGCUGCUGGAGGAAACUUCCACACUUAUCGGUAAUCCUGCCAAUGGUGGAGCUGGCAAUGGUGGCGGAGCUAACGUGAAUACUAGCUCUGGGGAGGCUUGCAGUACGGAACUGUCCCCACUUCCAUCACUUUCCGAAUCCAUACACGAUCUUCGUGAGCAUGCGGUCGGCAUACUGUUCAGCCGCCGUAAGCUAAGCCACCUACAGAAGCAAAUCAUCGUACACGUAGUGCAGGCGAUCGAACGCGAAACGGUGAAGGCACGUGACGCGUGGGAACUGCUGCUGAAUGGAGAAGCGAAUGUCCCCACAACAUACAACGAUGCGUACUGCUUCGAGAUGCUCAGUAUGGUCCUUGCGCUCUCGGGAAGUUCCGUUGGACGCACCUACCUAUCGCAACAGCACCAUCUCCUGAAAGACUUGCUGUCGCUUGCUCAUACGGGUAGUGAUCGCGUCCAGCGGCAAGUCACUGCCCUUAUCCGGCGGAUUCUUCCCGAGCUUCCCUCCGAUAAUGUUCCUCACACCAAUGCGGACAGUGGCGUUGAUACUGAUUCCGAAGCGUUGCUAGACGUAUUGUUAGCGUUAAUAGCGAAAUCACUCCAGGUGCAGGUUAAAGUAAAGAAUGGCUCAAACGGAGGGCACCAGCAGCAGCAGCAGCAGCAACAUUCACAUCAAACUGCCCCACCUUCAUCGGCCGGAACUAGUGUCGUUAGUUUGGCGAGUGUAACAGCAUCCUCGCCGGACACUCUUACCACCGGAACUGGAAGUGUUAGUCGGCUGCAGCGCUACCGUUGGUAUCUGCGUGGCUCGAUCGCAGCUAAGCAGGCGGAGAGCAUUAUCGCUUUGGUGCGUGAUAUGGCCAGCGGUAAGCUGUCCGAACGGUGGGCUACCGCAUGCCGGUCGGCUGUAGCUAGUUGCCUUUUAAACGUUACCCAACUCGAGGAGGAGUUCCGUCGCAGUGCGGAUGCUUGCAUUUGUACUGCCACGCUUUGGUUGGCGAUGGCGGCUCUCUGUGUUAUUGAUCGCGAACAAAUAGAUCGACUGUCUUCCAACCAAUGGCACCGACAAUCGGAAUCCAACCGGCCACUGUGUAGUAACCACGAUGAUGAGGUAACGUACGCCGUCCUCAACUGUGCGCUCUGUGGAUCGCUUUGUGCGGAUUGUGAUCGGGUGCUGCAUCUGAACCGACGCACUAGAAAUCAUCAUCGAGCGGUGUGCAAGGAGGAACAGGACGCGAUCCGUGUCGAACUGCACGAAAGCUGUGGACGAGCGAAACUGUACUGGUUAUGGGCGGUGGUAGAUUCGCGCACGCUCAAGGGUAUGCUCGAGUUUCGCGGGCACGAUCCGAGCGCCGGGUGCAGCACCGUACCGGUCACCGCGACCGGUGUUGGCGUGUGCCGUUUCUGUGGUGCUACGGGUAGCAGCGGUCUGCUGGCACUGGGCAACAUCUGUCCCGAUGCCCAGUGCCAGGAGUAUGGUGCGGUGUCCUGCACCAAGGUCCACCCUCGCUGCGGGCACGCGUGCGGUGGCAUUAUCAACGAGGGUCAAUGUCUGCCGUGCCUGGUGCCGAACUGUCAGUCCGAGGGUGGAGAGGCGGGCGGCCAGUACGCGGGCAGCAGUGUGCAGCCCCGGCUGACGCAGGAUGGUGAGGACAUGUGCAUGAUCUGCUUCACGGAAACACUCGGCACGGCACCGUCGAUACAGCUGCGGUGCGGUCACGUCUUUCACUACCACUGCUGCAAAACCGUCCUUAUGCGACGGUGGAACGGUCCAAGGAUCAGCUUUGGCUUUGCGCAAUGUCCGAUCUGCAAGGUGGACAUUGAGCAUCCGUCGUUGGAACCGUUCCUGGCGCCGAUCGUCGCAUUGCGACAGGACGUCAAGCGGAAGGCGCUGAUGAGGCUUGAAUAUGAAGGACUAGCCAAAGCCGUGACUGCCGACGGAACCGAUCCUACACGGUACGCAAUGGAGCGAUACGCGUACUACGUUUGCAGUCAGUGUGGCAAGGCGUACUACGGCGGCGAAGCACGUUGCGAUGCCGAGCUGGGCGAAAACUUCAACCCGCAGGAACUGGUGUGCGGAGGUUGCAGCGAUGUGUCCAAGGCAAAGAUGUGUCCCAAGCACGGUAUGGAUUUUCUCGAGUACAAGUGUCGCUACUGCUGCUCGGUGGCGGUAUUUUUCUGCUUCGGAACAACCCACUUCUGCGACACCUGUCACGACGAUUUCCAGCGCUUGACCAACCUGCCGAAAGGCAAGCUACCGCGCUGUCCCGCAGGUCCGAAGGCGACCCAACUUACCGGCGAAGAAUGUCCACUGCACGUUGUUCAUCCUCCGACGGGGGAAGAGUUUGCGUUGGGCUGCGGCAUUUGCCGCAAUGCGCAAACGUUCUGAACGAGGGCGGGAAGGUGUCAGAAUCUACCACAAGACCAAGCUUCUUAACCUUGCUACUACUGCCACUGCACAUUCGGCACGCUUUGGCGCAAUUUUUCCGCUUCUGGAAUUUCGGUCAAAACCGGAGGACGAUGGUGGUAGGAUAUAUCAAAUAACGAACGAGCCCACAAUAUACGGUGUAGCUAGGAUACGAGAAGAGUAAAAUUGCCGUAAGUAAACACACACAAACACACAUUUUAUACUCACACACACACAUUAACCUGCUAUGAUUAUACAUUCUAAAGUAAGAAGAAAAACAAAAUGGCGGACAUGAUCCUGUUUGCUGAUUUCCAUGAUUAUGAAAAGAGAUUGAUGAGUGAUUUAAAAAAAAAAAAAACGAUAUCGUAUCAUUCCACGCGUAAAUUGAUAUUUUUGUGUUAUGAUAUUGAGCCAGCUAGAUGCUUAAGAGCCUGCGAUAUUGCUUAUGACCAGUUCCUUUUUGCCAAAGAAUCUGUCUAGUCAAUUUAAUUUAAUCUCCUAACGUAGUGGUCAUAAUAUAGUCCAACAAGUCCAUCCAUGAGAACAUUCACGAAAGCAAGCUAACCAGCUCUUCUAGGACAUUCCCAACCCCUAAUCGGCUGAUUAUUAUGAUUAUGAUUGGUAUGAUGAAAUCCCGAAUGAUAUUGAUGAAACGUGGAUAUGAUUAAUUUUAAUAAAAACAAACCAUUUGCUAGUCAAUUGUGCUACAUAA
Messenger RNA from Anopheles stephensi (Asian malaria mosquito), 15264 nucleotides. RefSeq names its product E3 ubiquitin-protein ligase highwire (gene hiw). The record is from RefSeq and is a predicted model, not a curated record. Gene Ontology annotation, cellular component: nucleus. NCBI's taxonomy places the organism in Eukaryota, Metazoa, Arthropoda, Insecta, Diptera, Culicidae.